Aspergillus heteromorphus CBS 117.55 is the source of this 5967-nucleotide messenger RNA. Its product is annotated as ECM29 family proteasome component. Gene Ontology annotation, cellular component: cytoplasm; nucleus. Gene Ontology annotation, molecular function: molecular adaptor activity. Gene Ontology annotation, biological process: proteasome assembly. The record is from RefSeq and is a predicted model, not a curated record. NCBI's taxonomy places the organism in Eukaryota, Fungi, Ascomycota, Eurotiomycetes, Eurotiales, Aspergillaceae. The transcript has 3 exons. Bases 328 to 5967 code for a protein of 1879 amino acids.
CACGGGAUAAAUCUUAGUACCUACUGCAUAUUUAGAUACAUUAUAAGUGUAACCAGGACAGGUACUAUUUCCAGAGUACUGCGUAACCCACAGAUUCCUAGUACCGUCAGUUCAGCAACCAGCACAUGAUGACUAAUACCAACAGUUCCAAAUCGGGAUGUUAUCGUGGCCUCAGGUUGGCAGAUGACGUUGGAACGUCUGCCUUGAGGGAGUGAGGUUUCCCUUUUCCUUUAAAUCCUCCAUGCUUCGCACUGGUGUCAUCCCAUACCAUCCAUAUUAGGUCAAUGUGGAAGGCCGUUUGUUCAAAUCUCCCAGUUCACAUCUGUCAUGGCUUCAGAGUCCACGCCCACAAGCUCCGAGGCUCGCGAGUUGAGCCUAAUAUCCAAGGUUGAGCUUCGAAUUGCCCUGGCGGAUACAGAUGUCAAACUUGAGUCCCUCCUCAAAACAUAUCUUCCUCCACUGCUACUGAAGCUGGGAUCAGAAAGCCUUGCUGUCCGCAAUAAAGUCAUUGCAGUGUGCCAGCACGUCAACACUCGAGUCCAAGCCCCGUCCAUCAAGCUGCCUGUAGCAGCAUUACUGAAGCAAUUCAAAGAGCAGAAGUCUCAGCUUAUCAGGCAUUUUGAUUUGCUAUAUCUCCAGCAGGGUAUUGAUCGCUUGGGAUCUGACGCAAGAGUUGAGAUUUUGCUUCCCCUGCUCCAAGGAAUUUCCGAGAUCGGAACAUCGAUCAACCAAGCUGCGGUCGUGUUCAACUUGGUUUUGCGGCUUUUGCCUUUACUCAAGCUGCCGCCGAAGGAUAGUGAAGAUGAUCUGAAGCUGAAGGCUCGGUUGGGUCUUUCCGACCGGGACACGCAGUUCCUAUCGUCAUGGUUUGAGCGUCUACUGCUUCUUUCCCCCGCAGACAGGAAUUCCCCCACCUGUCCCGGGCUGUCCCCUGCGGACUAUACGUUUUUGAAUAGGGGCGCACCCGCAACUGAGACAUGGAACCCAUCUUCAGACGGUGGCUUGAAUUUGACUGAAACGAAAGUCAAUGCUUUGAGGUUUCUCGCAAGCGGCGCUUUUUGUCAUACGGAGCGGUUUUUACCUGCUCUGAUUGCGACCGCGGAUGUAAACUCUCGCCUCUCUGAUCUCGGAGACGAGAUUUUGAAGAGAUUCGUUCCGGAUCUCGAGGCACCUGCUACUGUACAGCAGCUCUAUAAUCUGUACUUUGGGGCUGGAACGCCGGAUGGCGCACCUCCAGCGCGUCCUGCUUUACAGACCAGACUACUAGUCUAUCUAGGGAAGUCAAUCAACGCGACAAAGGACGCCCGAGUGAUUCAGGUAAUUGAAGAGGGUCUUUUAUCAGAAGCCGCAAGGUCUUCCCAAGGGUUACAAGCCUCAAAGUUGAGAACCCAGAUUUUCAACUUUACUACAUGGGUAGUCCGAAUGGGUUCUCCGUCCGACCUCGAAGAAAUGGCGCCAAAGCUGAUUACAGGCCUAAGGGACUUCAUUCAAUCUCAGGGAUGGCCAAGCCCAGGAGCCAGCGGCCAGCGGCUCCCAUCCACAGACCUGAGCUUACGGGGCCUUGCAUACGAAACCAUCGGCAUUAUGGUCCCCAAGGCCAACUUUCAAGUGCGCGAUGGGCAGGAAACCCUCUCGGGAUUUGAACUCAUUCAGUGGUUGUUUACUUCAUUGAGCUCCGAUGAUUCCAGCUCUCAGAUCUUUGUCAGCAUUGAACAAGCCUUGGGGAGUAUCCUUAAUUCCUCAAUCGAUAGCUGGGACAAAGACUUCCAGGGACAACUGCGGCCUUUCCUCGUUCGACAGAUGAGCAACCAUCCGGGAGAAGAGGACCCAGUGACGGGGUUCAAUGUUGUCCGGGGUCCUCAAUAUGCCGCUGUACGUUUUGCUAACAGGUUUCUGCCGUAUUGUGAUGUUGUCGCCCGCUGGAUUGACCUCAUGGCAAUUGCGAGAGGGCUAGAAAACCAACAGGAGGUUCUGGAGGAAGGCAAGAAAGGCUUGCAUCCAUUUUGGUACCGGCUUUUGAGUCCUACUUACAGCAGGGAGACAAACAAAUCGGCCACCAAUAAACUCUCGUGGCAUAGAUUCCCGACUUUCUCCGAGCAGGCCCGCUUUUUACUGGGCUCGACAACUUCGAACGGAGUGCAGGGACUGUCUGCUGCGGAAAUACUAGCGGGACCUAACAGAAAGGCAUUCGCUGCCAUCAUAGCCUUCCUUCGCAAUAUAUUGCUUUGGGAGUCAGUGUCCGCCUCUGAGGACAGCAAGGAAGUGGAUCAAGACUGGGAUACCAGACUAGAUGUGAUGCUAACCUCCAACGAGCAUGCUCAAGCUUUGAAACGUUACAUUCAAGCUACCGAUAAAGAAGCCGUUGUCUUGUUCCUCCAGAGUGCCUUGACUGGCCUUGCUCAAGAAACCCGGGGGAGUUUACAACAAUGUGGAGCACACUUUGUCAGUAUUUGCUCCUUGGCCUCAAAUGACAUUGUCCAGUCGGUGGUCCCUCAGAUGCUGGCUCUGAGAACGCCCCUGAAGAGCAAUGACCAAGAGAUACAAAAUGCCACCGCACGUGCGAUAGGAAUUCUAGCCUCGCAUCCUGCCCUUCCGGAGAAAGACUUCACGUUCUUGAUGAUGGAGUGUUCGGAUUGCAUAAAGUCAUGGAACUCCGCAGUCGGAGAAGGUGCACUUAGGGUUCGAGGGGCAGUGUUGGCAUUAUCCUAUAUUUUGGGCAGGCUUGCAUUCCGCAAGAUGAUAAGCAAAGUGCCCAAUGGGCCUAUGGAUCAGUUCGUCAGCAUUAUCCGUGACAUGCUCGAAAACGCACGCGAUUCGCUCCUCCGACGUUCCGCACAGGUAGCGAUCGGACAGCUCAGUCUAUCCGGUGUUUUAAAUCAUUCAAUGCUUUCGGAUUCUGAGUGGACUAGAAUCAGAGAAGCGCUUGUUCGGGAUGCAAAGUCUGAAAGUGAAGUGGCCAUAGUGGCAUUGGGACAUCUAUCUUUCAUUUUCCGCGAGGAUGUCACCGACAAUUCACGGCUAGGCACUCUGUUUAGUGAUCUAUAUGCUCUGCAUGAAAUUCGCAGCCCGGAAAUUCAUUUCACUGUCGGCGAGGCACUGAGCAAUGCUGCAGCGGCUUGGAGCUCCAAAUCAUUGAUUCCGGAGUUUGAUGUUGACGAAGAGGCUCCAGUCUCCAGAGUAUCGGAUGAUGUGCUUGCUGACGUAUGCGACACAAUUAUAGCUAAUUGUGGCGCAUCGAAGCCGGCUCUCAAGAGGGCCUCUGCCAUCUGGCUGCUCAGUCUGGUCAAAAACUGCGGUCAUUUACAUCAGAUGCAGGCCCGUCUGCGUAGGUGCCAAAGUUCAUUCAGCAAAAUACUUGUUGAUCGAGACGAGGUGGUCCAAGAGACCGGCGCCCAAGGCUUAAGUCUUGUUUACGACAUCGGUGAUCAAGACCUGAAGGACGAUUUGGUGCGUGAUUUGGUCAACUCGUUUACUGAAAAUAAUACCACUCUUGGAGGUGGCAAGGUGAACGAGGAAACUGAAUUGUUCGAACCUGGGGCCCUACCAACCGGAGGUGGCUCGUCAGUCAAUACAUAUAAAGACAUCAUGAACCUGGCCUCCGAAGCCGGUGAUCCGACGCUCGUGUAUCGAUUCAUGUCCAUGGCCUCGAAUAACGCCCUCUGGACGAGCCGAGCGGCAUUCAGCAAGAUGGGCAUCAGCAGCAUAUUCUCCGAUUCUAGCGCCAACGGCUAUCUUGCAAAAAACCCAAAGAUCUAUCCAAAACUAUUUCGCUACCGGUUCGACCCAAAUCCCAAUGUGCAGCGGUCUAUGACUACUAUAUGGCGAGCCUUGGUCAAAAAUCCCACAGAAGUGAUUGAGGCCCACUUCGAUGAUAUAAUGAACGACCUGUUGAAAAGCUUGUUAGCGGGCCGGGAAUGGAGAGUUCGCCAGGCAAGUUGUGCUGCUAUAGUAGACUUGAUCCAGGGCCUUCAGCCAGACAGAUACGCGAAGUACAUGGAUGAGAUCUUUACCAAGGCCUUCAGGCUUUUGGAUGAUAUCAAGGAGACAGUCCGAGCGUCCGCCUUGAAGCUCUGCCAGACCAUGACCAACGCGAUCAUCCGCACAUUAGAAGCAAGCAAUGCGAGCAAUAAGCGAGCAGAAACUAUGCUGGAAAGCGCCAUUCCGUUCUUGUUGAGCGACAAGGGCAUGGAGUCCGGAGUUGAUGAGGUUCAAGGAUUCGCUAUCGGAGCUCUAAUCCAAAUGAUCAAGAAAAGCCCUGGUGGGCCCUUGCGAUCAUAUGUUCCCCGCAUAAUGGAGCAGUUCCUGAAUUCUUUGAGUUCUCUGGAGCCCCAAGCAGUCAACUAUGUUCACCUCAACGCCGACAAGUAUGGACUGACAAGUCAAGAGAUCGAUAAAAUGAGGCUAUCGAGCAUUCGCACGUCCCCAAUGAUGGAAGUGAUUGAACGAUACCUUAUCGACAUGUUGGAUGAACAGAGCAUGGAUGAAUUUGCCAUGAAACUCGAAAAUGUGCUACGCUCGGCUGUUGGACUUCCAUCUAAAGUGGGCUGCAGCCGUGUUCUGGUACUCCUGAGCAUGCGAACCAUGCUUUUCCGGCCCUUUGCAGACCGUUUCAUACAGAUCCUCAGCAAGUAUGUAGUUGAUCGCAAUGACACAGUCAGUGCAUCCUACUGUACAUCAAUAGGUUACCUCCUGCGCUUAGCAUCCGAUGGUCGAGUGUUGAAGACAAUCGAACAUGCCAAAGCGCUAUAUUUGACUGCGGAAGACACGAAUCAGCGAGCCAUCUCAGCUGAAAUUUUGAAAGCUGCAUCCAAGCUAUCCAAUGACAGGUUCAUGGCAUUCGCUGCUACUGCACUUCCAUUUGUGUUCGUGUCGAGAUGUGACUUGGACGAUCAUGUUCGAGAAAUAUUUGAGAAGACAUGGCAGGAAAAUGUGGGUGGCAACCGUGCAGUAUCGCUCUACAUCAGGGAAAUCACGGAUCUCGUCGCCGAAAACCUGGACUCGGCCCGCUGGGCAAUCAAGCAUACGGCAGCUCUGGGGCUUGCAAAGGCCAUCGUGUCUUUGGACUCUGAGAUAGACCUCACUACGAGUGAGUAUAUAUGGCCCGUGUUGGAGAAGGCAUUGUCCGGGAAAACAUGGGAAGGCAAAGAGGUUGUCCUAGAGGCCUUUGUGAAAUUUUCAGGCCAGGCGACGAAACUGUGGCAUGAAAAGCCAGCGUUUGGAGAGACUAUGAAGAGUAUUACCAUCCGAGAGGCAAAGCGGAAUAACCCCGCAUAUCGUCCCCAUGCUCUUGUUGCCCUUGGCGGAGUAUCUCAAGCACGCAAAGACCUUGACAUCAUGCCAGACGCCCUGAACAUUGUCAUCAAGGUGUUGGAUGAGAUCGAAGACCAAGGAGACCCGAUGGAUAUUGAUUCGGACAAGGGCCAGAAGCCAAAACAAAUCCUGGAUGAAACGUUAGCAGCGUGUGUGAAAUGUCUGCUCCAAUGCCUCAAUCCUGCAUCGUAUGCAUCAGCAAGCAGUGAGUUCCCUUGCAGCCCGCAUGUUGAAAUUGCACGCGCUAACCAAACCCGAGACAUCCACGGGCACCUGGAAGCAUCGAGGCCAGUCUUACACCGGGCAAUGGGCCAUGGGGGCAGAAGUGUGCAGGUCAUUCUGUACAAGGAGCUCCGCGCAUUGUUCGACCGGUUAGGGGUAUGGGCGUCGGAGCCGGGUGGCGAACCCGAUCUACGCGGGCCACAGGAAUCCUUGGCGGCGCUAGCAGGGGAGAUGUUCUCCCACGAGAUAGACACGUCGGUGGAGGCCAUUCGAAACGAACGCGCCCAAGCGGCUGUCUCGUAUGUAGGCCUCUGUAGGCAGACUGGAUUCCAAAUCGACGAGGCGGUUGCGAGGUCGAUCAAGGCCUGGAGGGAAGGGGAACGAUCUGGACCCGUGCGCCAGGUGCUCGACCGGGCGCUGGCCAGUCUUCCAUGA